Molecule: messenger RNA, 821 nt
Organism: Tarenaya hassleriana
Lineage: Eukaryota; Viridiplantae; Streptophyta; Magnoliopsida; Brassicales; Cleomaceae
Exons: 2
Coding region: 86-694 (202 amino acids)
Source: RefSeq, a predicted model, not a curated record
AAAGAUGAUCUCUUUUUCUCUGUAUAUAUAACUCCAAAUUUCCACAAUAACCUCUCUCUCUCUCUCUCUCUCCCUCCAGAAAGCCAUGAAUGGGCGAAGAGAAAAACCCAUCUCAUCAUCAUGUUGUAAUAUCCAUCCAGAGGAGAUUCUGGUGGGAGUUUGCCCUCUCUGUCUGAACGAGAGGCUUAUGUUAUUGUCGGCUUCACAGCAAAAGCGGAAACGUCCUCCUCCCCCUCCUUCGAAAUCCGCCAUUGAUUAUAAUCUUCAAGAAUCUAAAUCCUUCAACAAGAAGAAGCACAGGAGAUUCUUCUCCUUCGGCUCUUCUUUCUUUGGCUUCUUAUUCGAAUCACAACACCACCGCCAUAACCACGACGCUGUCCUCAGUCCAGACGAUUCAUUCAUCUCAAUAAAAUUUGAAGAAAAUGGAGCACCUUCAUGGGACAAAGGGAAAGUGCCAACAAUAUCUCUUAAGCAUUGCAAGGGUUCGGCAUGGGAGGAGACAAAGAAGGAGAUGAUGAUUCAGCAUCCCAGUAAGUCAAGGGUCUCGCUGACGUGGCACAAGCGUAUUGGACAGAUUAUCCACAUCAUCAGACUAAAGAGGCUGUCUGCAUGCCACGUGUCCUCCAAGGUUGAAGUUGUCGACGUGAGGUCCAGGUGGAUAAGGCACUCGACCACGAAGAAAGCCCCAAAUUAAAUAUCGUGUAAAAGAUUAUUCCUUGAGUUUCAAAAUUAUUUUUAUUUGAGAUGAAAUUAGUAUUUUCUUCAUAGGAUGCGCGUGUUUUUCUAUAAUUGUUAUAAUAAAAAAAUAUUUUCUUCUUUAA